AAUGAUGCAGCGGCGCCUCGAUCGAGGCGGGACGUCUUCGGGGAGCCCGGCUCGGGCGAUUUUCGGGGCGUGGCAGCCUCCUUCGCCCCAGCGGGCAGCCGUCUGACCCUCGGAAGCGGCGGGGCAGGCCCUGCGGCGCCGCUAGGGCCCUGCCAGCGAGCGCGCGCUCCUGGAAACUUGGCAAGCCGGCGCGCGGGAGCGGCGCGGCGCGCGCGGAACUUGGCGCUGCGCGCGCGGGAGCGGCGCGGCGCGCACACGGCGAUGGCCACGCGCGUGAGCGCGACGGCGCCUACGUCGUGUCGACGACGAUGGUGGCCCCGGGCCCUGCUUAUGAUAGCGGCGGCGGCGGCGCAGUGCGACUAUAAUGACGAUUCCUGCAUCGUCAUCGUCGCCUGCGGCGACUCGAUCACGCGCGGCGGUCACGGCACGAAGGGCUGGGACUGGCCGGAGCUCGUCCAGGACGAGCUGGGCGACAAUUAUCUGGUCAUCAAUAGAGGCGUGAGCGGCUCGACGCUCACGGACUUUACGGACCGAGCCUGGAUCGACACGUCGCACGGCGAGGAGGCGUUGGAGGACUCGCGCAAGGCGAACGCGUUUGUUGUUGCUUUAGGUACGAACGACGCGAAAAGUGGGGGCGACGAGCCCAUCUGGCCGCUCCUUGGGCCCCACGAGUUCGCGGACGCCUACGAGCACGUCCUCGAUGAGCUGAGGGACGCCGCCGACGAGGAGCCCAUCAUGUUCGUGGCGACGCCCAUCCCGCAGUCGGAAGAUUCGGGGAAAUGGCCGGACGUCGACAUCCUGAACGUCGAGAUGCCGCCCAUCAUCGAGGGCAUCGCUCAUGAUAAUGAUGCUAUUCUAAUUGAUGCGCACCUCGCGGACUUCUACGACGCAAAUGGUGAUGUAGACCCCCAGUUUUAUGAUGAUUCUGUGCACCCGAACGACGCCGGCUACAAGCUCAUCGCCUCGGCCGUCGCGGACGCGAUCCGACAACAGUUCCCGGCGCCGUCGCCGCGGCCGACGCAUAAACCGAGCUACGCGCCGACCGUGCGGCCGUCGUCACGGCCUUCGCCGCGGCCUACAUUUAUACCGUCGCCCGCGCCGACGCCGCGGCCGACGACGCCCGCGCCGUCGCCGGCGCCUUCAUUCAGGCCAACCCAAAAGCCGUCGCCCGCGCCGUCCUCGAUACCGACGGCGGCGCCCACGCCGGUACCGCGCGCCUCGUCCAAUAAACAGGACGAGCCCGUCUCGGCCGCGGGCGCCGCGGUCGGCACCGUGCUGGGCGCGUUCGUGCUCGUGGGGUCCUACGUCUUGGUCCAGGGCGUCCGGAAGCUGCGGCGGAAGAAGGAGCGCGUCCAGGGCGCGACGGACUCGCCGCCGCCGCCGCCGUCGUUCUCGCCGCCGGGCGACGAGAAGGGGCUCCUGUCGUCGCCGGACAACUGGUGGCGCAAGCGUUUGGCGGGAGGCACGUCGCGCUACGAGCAUAGUGAUGAUGACGUGCGCAUCACGGUCGACUUUGGCGGGCGCCGCGUGCCGGUGGCGAACGCACGGUCGAACUCGCCAGCCGGUUUUGGGAAGUGGUUCCGGCCGCUGUCGCCGCGGCGCUUUCUCUGGAAGAACUCCUUCGAUGCGAGUGAGGCGGCCUGCCCGACGCCCGACGGCGAGGAGGUCAAGGAGGAGUACCCUGAUGAUCGUGUCAAGCGGCCGACGCCGCGGCGGCCCUUGGGGGAGGCCUCCGACGUCUUCGCCAUCGAGAUGUCGCCGCGGUCGCACUCGCCGACGCCCACCGAUAGUAGUUUUGCCGAGUCGCUCGGCGAGUCGGACGUGGUGGUGGUGGCGCUCGACGUCGACUCGCAGAGCGCGCGCUCGGAGUCGCCUCCCUUGGAACCGUCGCCCGCCACGCCGCCGACGUCGCCUCUCCAAAAACUCAUGAAGUCGGUCUCGAACAGCAUGCUGGGCAAGAACAGCUGGGCGAAGACGCAGGCGUCGCCGGCGGCGCAGCGCGCGCGGCGGCGCGCGUGGUCCGAGACCGACGACUUCUCGCGCGGCACGCCGUCGCCGCCGGCCUCCGACGACGUCAGCUCCGAGGCGAGCUCCGUGCCGCCGCCGCCGGCGGCGCCGUCGCCGCAGCCGCCCUUCGGGUCCCCGGCGCGGUUUCCGCAACCCAUCUUCGCCGACGACUCGGACGAUCUCUAGUCCCGGCUUUCACCCCGGGACGCUCUCUUAAUUUAUUAGCUGUGAA
Molecule: messenger RNA, 2239 nt
Organism: Pelagomonas calceolata
Lineage: Eukaryota; Pelagophyceae; Pelagomonadales; Pelagomonadaceae
Source: the annotation of a GenBank genome assembly